Diaporthe batatas is the source of this 2710-nucleotide messenger RNA. RefSeq lists its product as uncharacterized. The transcript has a single exon. The record is from RefSeq and is a predicted model, not a curated record. Lineage: Eukaryota; Fungi; Ascomycota; Sordariomycetes; Diaporthales; Diaporthaceae. Gene Ontology annotation, cellular component: tRNA-intron endonuclease complex. Gene Ontology annotation, biological process: tRNA-type intron splice site recognition and cleavage. Bases 26 to 1462 code for a protein of 478 amino acids.
CACAUGCCAAACGACCACAACAACCAUGGCAUUCGACGACGACGACGAUAUCUCGGCACAGCGCCCGGCCGAGUCGCCCGAGGAUGCGCAGGCCACCGCCGAGGAGGCUCUCGAAGAUGAGGCGCAGGACUUCCGCCACUUCACCACGCUGCAGCGCAAGAAGAACAUCUCCGUCUCGGCCAUCCGUAAGGGCGAGAAGGACUUCGAGUCGCAUGGCACCAAGUCGCAGGCCAGCGCGCUAGAAAAGAGCCGGCAGGCCAUGGAGGAGGUCCUCGGCUACACGCGCGUGCACAAAAACAAGGACUGGGUGCGCGGCUGGUACUUCCCCGACCGCUGGCUCGAGGACGAGGUGUUUGAGGGCAACGAGGUCAAGAGCAGGAUCGUCAAUGCGGAGAGGAGGGAGCUGCAUGCGCAGGAGAGGGUUGUCUGCAUGGGCUUCGAACACAAGACCCUCGGGAGGAAGAUAAGAGGGCAGGGCAACAACAAACCCGGCUGGGACCAGGUGUGGCUGCUGCCAGAGGAGGCGCUCUUCCUGAUCGAGAGGGGUGACCUGGACCUCUGGUGGCCGACAGCAACCAUGGACGAGAUAUUCCCACUGGGCAGCGAGGGAAAGGGCGCGGGCGCAAUACUAGACGCCGAGAAGGAGGAUGAGUAUGCCCUCGGUUUCCCGCUAAGUCUGCAAGCCGCGUACGCCCUGCUCGUCGGGAAAGAGGGCGAGAGGGGCAAGACAUCACUUCGCAACCUGCAAGUCUACUCGAACCUCAACCGUGCAGGCUUCAACGUCAUCAGAGUGCCCCCGCCGACCUCCGAUCUACCCGCCCCCAAGGGCAGCGUCGCCGGAGACCAACAGCCCGUGUGGCAAAGGCUCUUCGCCCUGCUCUACGCCGACCGACAACCCGCCCAUCCAGCGUACGGCCCGCUCCUACGGCCAGGCUUGUACAGGUCUUACAGCUCAAUCUACAAACAAAUUGCCGUCGCACCGAGAUACGACCCGACCGCGCAUCCUCCCGCACCACUAUCAGAAACCCAACACAGCCCCUUCCGCGUGCAAUUCCUCGUCUGGAAGCCCAGCGCCCAGAACUGGUCCAAGACCAAGCCACCCCCGCCCGAAUACUACCUCGCCGUCGUCGAUGCACACGACACAUCCGUGCCAACCUCGGAUGAAGUAUCAGCCCUGUUGGACUCUGUGCCGUACGCACCGCCGCCGCCGCGACUGCCGCGGCAGGGCCAGGCCCCGUUCAUGAUGCACAGGAGGCUCAAGCACGGACACCGCAACGUGCUGGUGGCGGUGAACGACCACGGUGUGAUAAACUACAUGCGCUUCGGCGAGGGCGCGUUCGGUCAAGAGCUGUUGUACAAGCUAUAUGAUGUGCGCUCGGCGCCCCGGGGCGGGAAGAGGGGCGGUGGACGUGGACGGGGUGGAAGAGGAGGCAGAGGAGGCCGAGGCGGAAGAGGCGGUUGAGCCAAGGCUGUCCCACCUAAUCCAGCACACAGCCUGACAACAGCCAAAUCGGCAUUCCACUUUAUACGUGGUGGACUUGUCCCCGCUUGACCGGUCUGAGAGUGCUGCCUUCGCACAACUUAUUCGGCUGUGGCUAGACGCGUUCCGGCCACGCCGCGUCUUCUUGGACCUCAUUCUCCAGGGACCACUGCCGCCGCGGACGCGUUAGUCAAACCUCUCCCGCCAUGUUCUAGGAGCUAGGUUGGCAGAACCACCCCAUUUCUCACAAAACCAGCCCAGUGGAGGCCUCUCUCCAAGGACCUGGCAAUCACACUUGGGUCAACUAGUGUUGCCUCUUGCGCUGGGCGAGUGCGGCGCUUCUACUCGGUCUGACUCAUUGCAGCAUAUUUCAUGCGGCAGAGUACAUGCUUCUAUCUACUCGCCUGCAUCAUGUGACCCGUCCGGUGGGAGCCGCUGGCAGCCCGUCUAUGUCGCAAGGGCAAGUGGAUGAGUUUUUAUACCGGCCGUCUUAUGCCCCGAAAGUAAUUCGAAGCAAGCGAGUGGACUUGCCACUCCCAUCGCCUUGUCAAUUACAGAUGUCACUACACGGCGAAGCACACUCUCGAAGACUACCGCUAGCCGACUCUUGGUGUCUUAGCGCUUGAGCGAAUCCGUCUGGAAAAUUCCGUUAGGAAGCGUACAGAGUGGCAGCAUCUGAUUUCGAAAACACGCACUUUGUUCGGUGACAGAGGCUACCUACUCCAUGCACACUUGGCCGUGCCGAGUCGAUGCAGGCGGGCGACGUGCUGAUCUAUAGUGCAACUCCCAGCACUUUUAGCUCAAAGCUAUGAGUGCUUAGGCAAUAAAGUCCAGCUUGGUUGGUACUUCUGAGUUACUGUGUGCUGCUCAAGUACAUCUUGGAAACACUCUAAUGGGAAAUACCUAAACUUUGGUCAUGUUUUCCUGGAAACUUUUCUUGAGACACUUCAAGAGGCGGCCCAGGCAGGGCAGUGCACGCACUGUGGGAACUCAAGCAGAGGGGACGAAGCGCCUUGGUCGGCCAAGAUCUUGGAUCACAAGAGUGGGGCCAGCCUGCCUGUUGGUACUAGGUAUGCAAAGUCGGGGCCUGGAAACCUCGGAGGCCUUGGGCUCUGCAGGAUUGAAGUCAAAGAGCUGGCACACCAGUCUGGUUUUAUGCAUGGCAUAGUUACUGCAACUUCCGAGGUUGCUUUUGUUCAAUCUUAUCCAUAUCAAAACAAAGCUGGUCGA